CCCCGCCCCCUCAGGCCUGCCGGAAGGUAUCAUUCUCCACCGCCAUCUUAGUAGGGACGUGCCGAGCGCCGGACCGAAGGCCGGCGGCCUCCAUCUUUGUGAGGGGCGGCGGACCGGCGCAGGCUCUGAUGCAGGAGAAGAAGAGGAGGAGCGUGGGCGAUGGCGCGGGGCCGCGGCUGAGCUUGGCCGUGGUCGUGGCCGUGGCGGCGGCCGUGGCGGGCGGCGGCCUGGCUGCUGGGUGGCCGGACAGCCCCAGCGAGGCCCAGGAUGCUCCGCGCCUCCGAGCUGGCCCAGUACCGCGGGGGCGCAGCCGAGCCCGGUCUCUACCUGGCACUGCUGGGCCGUGUGUUCGACGUGGCGGCCGGGCGGGCUCACUACGCGCGUGGCCGCGCCUACGGUGGCCUGGCAGGUCGAGAUGCCUCUCGAGCUUUUGUGACCGGGGACUUCUCGGAGAAGGAACUGAGUGAUGAUGUGUCAGACUUUUCUCCUUCACAGAUGCUCAUCCUGCAGGACUGGCUGCAGUUCUAUGAGAAGAACUAUGUGUCCGUAGGAAAGCUGAUCGGAAGGUUCUACGAGGAGAAUGGAGACCCCACUCCUGCGCUCCUCCUGGCUGAGGCCACCAUGGCCCAGGGAGUCUCGGCCAGGGCGACAGAAAACCAGCAGAGGCAGCAGUUCCCGGCGUGUAACUCAGAGUGGAGUUCAGGCAGCCCGGGCCGGUUCUGGUGCUCCCAGCAGAGUGGAGGCGUGAGCAGGGACUGGACAGGGGUCCCUAGGAAGCUGUAUGAGCCCGGAGGGAAGAAGCCACGAUGUGUGUGCGUGAGAACCACCGGCCCCCCCACCAGCCAGACGAGCUCCAGUGGCCAUGGCGACCGUGGAGACUUGGACAACCCGACCCUGCAGGAGUAUGCAGGCUGCCCCCCGCUGGCCAGCAGCUGCCUCUUGCAAGACUGAGGCCUUGGGACAUUGUCAGGAAGGCCCACCCAGAGGAAGGGGUCCCUGAGUUCUGGGAGGGAAGAAAAGGAGGAAGGGAGAGAAGGGGAGAGGGAGAAAGGAAGGAGGGAGGGAGGGAAG
Messenger RNA from Phascolarctos cinereus (koala), 1071 nucleotides. RefSeq names its product cytochrome b5 domain containing 2 (gene CYB5D2). Lineage: Eukaryota; Metazoa; Chordata; Mammalia; Diprotodontia; Phascolarctidae. The record is from RefSeq and is a predicted model, not a curated record. Gene Ontology annotation, cellular component: membrane; endomembrane system.